Silurus meridionalis is the source of this 4517-nucleotide messenger RNA. RefSeq names its product 5-methyltetrahydrofolate-homocysteine methyltransferase (gene mtr). The record is from RefSeq and is a predicted model, not a curated record. Gene Ontology annotation, molecular function: cobalamin binding; zinc ion binding; methionine synthase activity. Gene Ontology annotation, biological process: pteridine-containing compound metabolic process. NCBI's taxonomy places the organism in Eukaryota, Metazoa, Chordata, Actinopteri, Siluriformes, Siluridae.
CAUGGGACAGGUAGUUUGAUCGUCUCACGCGAGAGAACAGUUAGGAGUUUCAUGGCCUGAGUUGGACUCUGGGGGGUAAAAGCGAAGGGGGGUAAAAGCAGGGGGCAGUUUAUAUAUCAAGGUUUUUAACAAAGUGCAGAAGUUGUGUAGUUUGUCUUGGGACACGGUUCUGAGUUGUAAAAUGGGCCCGACAGUUCAGUAUGAGACAGGUGCUGGAGCAGCUUCUCUCGAGGCUGAGCUCAGAGAGAUGCUGCAGAAAAGGAUCAUGGUCCUGGAUGGUGGAAUGGGAACCAUGAUUCAACAGAGGAACUUGCAGGAUGACGACUUCCAUGGUCAGGAGUUUAAAGAUCACCCACAAAGCUUAAAGGGCAACAAUGACCUGCUGAGCAUCACCAAGCCUGAGGUUAUCUACUCAAUCCAUAAGACAUACCUGCUUGCCGGAGCGGAUAUCAUCGAGACGAACACGUUCAGCAGUACACGAGUUGCUCAGGCGGAUUACGGGCUCGAAAAGCUGGCCUAUCGGCUUAACAAGGUGUCAGCAGAAUUGGCCCGAAAGGCUGCUGAUGAAGUUUCUGCUGAGACAGGUGUGAAACGCUACGUGGCUGGAGCAGUAGGGCCGACCAACAGAACUCUCUCUGUCUCACCAUCUGUGGAAAGACCAGACUUCAGAAACAUCACAUUUGACGAACUGGUCGAGGCGUACUCAGAGCAGGUCCAAGGGCUGCUCGAUGGAGGCUGUGAUAUCCUGCUGGUGGAAACCGUCUUUGAUACGGCGAAUGCAAAGGCUGCUCUGUUUGCUAUCGAUAAACUGUUUGAGGAAUCCUAUGAACCAAGACCCAUAUUUAUCUCUGGGACUAUAGUGGACAAGAGUGGGAGAACUCUCUCAGGGCAGACUGGAGAGGCUUUUGUCAUCAGCGUAUCUCAUGUAAAGCCUCUCUGCAUUGGUCUGAAUUGUGCUCUGGGAGCCUCUGAAAUGAGGCCGUUUAUCGAAACGAUCGGAAAGAGCACUGAGGCUUUCAUCAUAUGUUACCCCAACGCAGGCCUCCCCAACACAUUUGGUGGGUAUGAUGAAACCCCAGAAUGCACUGCUACACAUUUAAAGGAGUUUGCGACAGACGGUUUGGUGAACAUCGUCGGAGGCUGCUGCGGAACGACGCCAGACCACAUACGGGCGAUCGCUGAGAGUGUGAAACACUGCCAGCCCAGAGUUCCUCCGACAGACCUGUUCAGCAAUUACAUGCUGCUCUCUGGUCUGGAGCCAUUUCGGAUCGGACCGUACACUAACUUCGUUAACAUCGGCGAGCGCUGUAACGUGGCCGGAUCACGCAAGUUCGCCAAACUCAUCAUGGGUGGGAAUUAUGAGGAGGCGUUGAGUAUAGCUAAAGCCCAGGUGGAAAGCGGUGCUCAGGUGCUGGAUAUCAACAUGGAUGAGGGGAUGCUGGAUGGCCCCGUUGCUAUGGCUCGCUUCUGCAAACUCAUUGCAUCCGAGCCAGACAUCGCCAAAGUGCCGCUGUGUAUCGACUCCUCUAACUUUGCAGUGAUUGAAGCAGGUCUGAAGUGCUGCCAGGGCAAGUGCAUCGUCAACAGCAUCAGCCUCAAGGAGGGAGAAGAGGCCUUUCUCAAACGCGCCCGGGAAGUGCAUCGCUACGGGGCUGCUGUCGUCAUUAUGGCCUUCGAUGAGGAGGGGCAGGCUACUGAAAUUGAUCAGAAGGUCAAGAUCUGCACAAGAGCGUAUCAUCUCCUGACCAAAAAGGUGGGCUUUAACCCCAACGACAUCAUUUUCGACCCCAACAUCCUGACCAUCGGCACCGGGAUGGAGGAACACAACUUGUACGCGAUCAACUUCAUCAAAACGAUUCGGAUCAUAAAGGAAACUUUGCCUGGAGCCCGGAUCAGUGGAGGUCUAUCUAACUUGUCCUUCUCAUUCCGAGGCAUGGAGGUCAUCAGAGAGGCCAUACACGGAGCGUUUCUCUACCACGCUAUUAAGGACGGGAUGGACAUGGGGAUUGUGAAUGCAGGCUCACUGCCUGUCUAUGAUGACAUCGAUAAAGAGCUGCUCCGGCUGUGCGAGAACCUCAUCUGGAACCGGGACCCAGAGGCCACAGAUAAGCUCCUUCAGUAUGCUCAGAACAAUGCCAAAGGAGUGAAGAAGGUAAUUCAGACAGAUGAGUGGAGAAAAGGAAGCGUGGAAGAGAGACUGGAGUAUGCACUUGUUAAGGGUAUAGAGAAGUAUGUAGUGGAGGACACAGAGGAGGCUCGUGUUCAGACAGAUCGCUAUUCCCGACCACUCCGCAUCAUCGAGGGGCCACUUAUGAAUGGCAUGAAGACCGUAGGAGAUCUGUUUGGUGCCGGAAAGAUGUUUCUGCCACAGGUGAUCAAAUCAGCCCGUGUGAUGAAGAAGGCCGUAGCGCAUUUGAUUCCCUUUAUGGAGAAAGAGAGGGAGGAGAUGAAGGCUGCACUUGGAGUGUCUGAGGACUUGGAUCCUUAUCAGGGCACGAUCAUUCUGGCCACAGUAAAGGGAGACGUCCAUGACAUCGGCAAGAACAUUGUGGGUGUUGUGCUGGGAUGCAACAACUUUCGGGUGAUUGAUUUAGGAGUGAUGAUUCCAUGUGAUCAGAUCCUGAAGAUGGCCAUUGAGAAGAAAGCAGAUAUCAUCGGUUUGUCGGGUCUCAUCACGCCGUCCCUUGACGAGAUGAUUUUUGUAGCUAAGGAAAUGGAACGCCUGGGCAUGAAAACCCCUCUGCUGAUCGGAGGAGCCACGACUUCAAAGACUCACACGGCAGUAAAGAUUGCCCCUCGAUACACCGCUCCUGUUGUACACGUUCUUGAUGCGUCUCGUAGUGUUGUCGUGUGUUCUCAGUUGUUGGAUGUGUUCAAAUGAGGAUUUCUUGAGGAAAUAACAGAGGAGUAUGAAGAUAUCAGGCAGGAUCACUACGACUCUCUUAAGGAUAGGCGAUACAUGUCUCUCGAGCAGGCACGAAAGAAGUGCCUGCACAUCGAUUGGCUCUCACAGCCACCACCAGAUCAACCACAGUUCCUGGGCACGUGUGUGUUUGACGCUUAUAACCUGAGGAAGCUGGUGGACUUCAUCGACUGGAAGCCAUUCUUUGACGUGUGGCAGCAGGGGAAAUAUCCCAAUCGCGGGUACCCCAAAAUCUUUAAUGAUAAAACUGUGGGAGAAGAAGCCAGGCGUGUGUUUGACGAUGCUCUGAAGCUUCUGAACCGGCUGAUUGACUGUAAGGACCUGCAAGCAAGAGGCGUUGUGGGCUUCUGGCGUGCACAAAGCCACGGAGAUGACAUUCUUGUAUACCCUGAUGAUGUCACUCCAACCUUAUCUAACCACACUGCUACCUUCUUCGGGCUUAGACAGCAGGCAGAGAAGGACUCGGUGAGUUCGGAGCCGUACCUGUGCCUGGCAGAUUUCGUAGCGCCGCUGGAAAGCGGAGUGCGGGACUACAUCGGGCUCUUCGCGGUCGCUGUUUUCGGGGCCGAAAAGCUCAGCCAAGGUUUUGUGCAGCAGGGCGAUGAUUACAGCAGCAUCAUGGUGAAAGCUCUUGCUGACAGACUGGCUGAGGCCUUUGCUGAGGAGCUCCAUGCCCGUGUGAGAAAGGAGUUUUGGGGUUACAGUGAAGAAGGAGAUCUGCUGUCCAGUGACCUCCACAAGCUGCGUUACUCUGGCAUUCGUCCUGCUCCAGGCUACCCCAGCCAGCCUGACCAUACUGAGAAACAUACCAUGUGGAGACUCGCCCAAAUUCAAGAGAAAACCGGUAUUGGUCUGACUGAGUCACUUGCCAUGACUCCAGCUGCAGCAGUAUCCGGUCUCUACUUCUCCAACCCCAAAUCCACCUACUUUGCUGUGGGCAAGAUCACCAAAGAGCAGGUGGAAGAUUAUGCCAGGAGGAAGGAGAUUUCUGUGUCUGAGGCAGAGAAAUGGCUGGCACCUAUCCUGGCUUAUGACACCGACUAAGCCCCAUAACUGCGUACUUUCAAAGUCAACAUGGUUCUUUAUCUGUGGUUUUGAAAUGUAAACCCUGAAACUAGAGAAGCCGAAUUAUUACAAUAGUGGCAGACUAUUGUUUUAUUUAUUAUUUAUCAUUGACUGUCAGGGCUUUUUUUUUUCUUUUAAAUGCUGUAAAUUCUAUUUUUGACAUUUUUAUUACAAGUUCUGGCAAAAUUACAUCUUAUACCCAUUUAAAACAUAUAUAUAUAUAUUUUUUUUUUAAAUUAUUAAAAUAAUUGAGCUUAUUGCGAUGGCAAAAGCGUAAGAUCCAGAGUUGUCCAAUUGUAAUAGAUUUUUCUAAGAUAAAUUCUAAGCACAACAAUUUCUAUAUACUGGACAGUUUCUAAAAACAGAGAUUGUUGUUAUUUGUUUUUAUUUUUAUGGCUCAAUGUUGCACAAAUGACCAGACGGUUUAAAAAAAAAAAACAUUUCAAGCGGACAUUUCUGUAUUUUUGUCUUAAAAUACAAAAUCUAAUUUUGUAAACUUGUAAAUUAAAAGUCAGGGAUAGAGACCUAA